Puntigrus tetrazona (Sumatra barb) is the source of this 4714-nucleotide messenger RNA. RefSeq names its product sema domain, transmembrane domain (TM), and cytoplasmic domain, (semaphorin) 6A (gene sema6a). Gene Ontology annotation, biological process: negative chemotaxis; neural crest cell migration; semaphorin-plexin signaling pathway. Gene Ontology annotation, molecular function: chemorepellent activity; semaphorin receptor binding. Lineage: Eukaryota; Metazoa; Chordata; Actinopteri; Cypriniformes; Cyprinidae. The record is from RefSeq and is a predicted model, not a curated record.
UGUGUGUGUGUGUGUGACAGCUGCUGUGUGUGAGCUCAGCUCAGUAAAGCUUCAUCUCUAAUAGGAUGAGCAGCCGCUCGCUCGUCUAGCUGUAUGCGCCGCUCAUUGUUCGCUUCGCCGUUUCUCCGGGUUCGGUUUCCGCGGAUCGGUCGGUCGGUGAUCGGGAUUUCUCAUGGAUCUAUCGAUGUGAAGAAGCUGUCACACGCGGCUGAAGUUCAGAAGUGAUCGAGCGGAGCGGAGGACUCAAACAUGCGGUCUCAGGCCUUGUUGCUGUAUUUCACCGUGCUGCAGACGGCCAGAGCCGCUUUCCCAGAAGACACCGAGCCAAUCAGUAUUUCACACGGCAACUAUACCAAACAAUACCCAGCGUUCGUGGGCCACAAGCCGGGCAGGAACAACACGCAGCGGCACAAGCUGGACAUUCAGCUGAUCGUCAUCAUGAACCGCACGCUCUACGUGGCCGCGAGGGAUCACAUCUACACGGUGGACAUCGAGACGGCCAACACAGAGGAGAUCUUCUUCAGUAAGAAGCUGACCUGGAAGUCCAGACAGGCCGAUGUGGACACCUGCAGGAUGAAGGGAAAACACAAGGACGAGUGCCAUAACUUCAUCAAGGUCCUGCUGCAGCAGAGCGACGACUCUCUGUUCGUCUGCGGGACCAACGCCUUUAACCCGUCCUGUCGCACCUACAAGAUGGACAGUCUGGACGCCGUGGGCGAUGAGAUCAGCGGAAUGGCGCGCUGCCCGUAUGACGCCAAACACGCCAACGUCGCCCUGUUCGCCGACGGGAAGUUGUACUCGGCCACGGUCACAGACUUCCUGGCCAUCGAUGCGGUCAUCUACCGCAGUCUGGGCGACAGUCUGACCCUCCGGACGGUCAAACACGACUCCAAAUGGCUGAAAGAGCCGUAUUUCGUCCAGGCCGUCGAUUACGGCGAGUUCAUCUACUUCUUCUUUCGGGAAAUCGCCAUGGAGUACAACAGCAUGGGGAAGGUGGUGUUUCCUCGAGUGGCUCGUGUGUGUAAGAACGACCUCGGCGGCUCUCAGCGAGUUCUGGAGAAACAGUGGACGUCUUUCCUGAAGACACGACUCAACUGCUCCAUCCCUGGAGACUCACACUUCUACUUCAACAUCCUGCAGGCCGUGACCAGCGUCAUCCACAUCAGCGGCCGAGACGUGGUCAUGGCCACCUUCUCCACGCCCUACAACAGUAUCCCGGGAUCGGCCGUCUGCGCGUACGACAUGACAGAGAUCGCCGCGGCCUUCACCGGACGCUUCAAAGAGCAGAAGUCGCCCGAUUCCACCUGGACGCCCAUCCCGGAGGAGAGGGUGCCCAGACCCAGGCCGGGCGUCUGCGCAGGAUCUUCAUCUGGAGAGAAGUUCAAAGUGUCCAACGACUUUCCGGAUGACACGCUGAACUUCAUCAAGCUUCACCCGCUGAUGGACGAGGCCGUUCCUUCCAUCGCCAAUCGCCCGUGGUUCCUCAAGACAAUGGUUCGAUACCGCCUGACACGUAUAGCCGUGGAUAACGCUGCCGGCCCUCAUCGCAACCACACCGUGGUUUUCCUGGGAUCGGAGCGAGGAAUCGUGCUGAAGUUCCUGGCCAAGAUGCGGAGCGGCUUCCUGAACGACAGCCUGUUUCUGGAGGAGCUGAACGUCUACAACCCAGAGAAGUGCAGCAUUGACGGCGUGGAGGACAAGCGCAUCAUCAGCAUGCAGAUCGACAGCAGGAGUCACUCUCUGUUCGUGGCCUUCACCUCAUGCGUGGUCAAAGUCCCGCUGUCUCGCUGCGAACGUCAUGGGAAGUGCAAAAAGUCCUGUAUUGCCUCCAGGGACCCGUACUGUGGCUGGGUGUCAGAGGGCGCCUGUAAAGAAAUCUCAUUGGACCCAAAAUGGCCGUUCGAGCAGGACGUGGAACAGGGCAACACAGAUGGACUGGGCGACUGCCAAAACUCGUUCGUGGCUCUCAAUGAGCAUCAGCGCAGGCAGCAGGGUGCGAGCGAUAUUACCCAGAAUGCUGCACGCGGCCUCCUCACCACCGUCCCUCCUCCGGCCCCUGGGGGCCCACUGCUCCGGGGCCGCAUGGUCAAGCCGAAGGAGGCCGUGCCGUCGGGCGAUCAGAGCGACCCGUAUGUGGCCGUUCCCUCAGAGACACAGCAGGAGAGCGCCGGUGUGAUCCGCGAGACGUACCAUCGAGACCGCGAUCAGAUGGUUCCCAUCACGCUCCUGGCCAUCGCCGUCAGCCUCGCCGUCAUGGGCGCCAUCUUCUCCGGCAUCAUCGUGUACUGCGUGUGUGACCACCACCGGCGGCGCGACUUCGAGCUGCCCGGCCGCAAAGACAAGGACUCGGUCCAGUCCCGGAGGGGCUCCAUGAACAGCGUCACCAAGCUAACGGGGCUCUUCGAGACGCAAGCCAAGGACGGCCGGCCCGAGGCCAUUCUCACCCCGCUCAUGCACAACGGCCGCUUGACCAACGGAAAGAUGCUCAUCAAAGCCGACCAGCACUUGGAUCUGACCGCUCUGCCCACGCCCGAAUCCACGCCCAUGCAGCCGCGCCGCAAGCCCAGCCGAGGCAGCCGCGAGUGGGAGCGCAACCAGAACCUGAUCAACGCCUGCACCAAAGACCUUCCCUCCAUGGGCUCCCCGGUCAUCCCCACUGACCUGCCCCUGCGGGCGUCUCCAGGCCACAUCCCAAGCGUGGUGGUGCUGCCUUUGCCCCAACACCAGCACGAGUACGUGGAGCAACCUCACCGCGGAGAGCUCUCCGAUGACCAGGCCUCCACGCUGGAAUACAAGUCCCUCAAGAGCCCGGAGAGCGAGAGAGGGCCUCCGAGGGUCCCCCAGCGAGAGGCGUCUCUGGGCCCCAUGGUUCCUCAGAUGGGCAAGAGGCUGGACGUGCAUUCGUCCGUCUACGGCCGGGGCUAUCCCAUGAGCUCAGGCCUCAAGAAGCAGCACAACACCAACUCGUCCAACUCAUCCCACAUGUCCAGGAACCACAGUUUCCGGGCAGAGACGCCUCCUCCGCCCGCUCCGCAGCGAGUGGACUCCAUGCACGUCACCUCUCCGCCGCCCAUCCUCGGCCUGUCGCGCCAUCCCAGCCUGAGCUCGUACGGCUCGCUCUCCAGGCAUCUCAAGCCGGACGUUCCUCCGAAGCCCAGUCUGGCGUCCCUUUCCACGAAAGCCAAGUCCGGAGACUCCUGCACAUAAUCGGGAGCUUGAAAGUGCGUCUGCUUUGUACAGCUGUGUGUGCAGGAAACGCAACUCACUUUGUCUGUUUUGUAUAUUUUGUAAAACAUGUCGAGCUCAGGCUGAUGCGUCUCCAGGAACAAGGAGGAACUGGCUGCAUUGUUGCCAAAAGCACAGCGGAGAAGCUUCGAGAGACGCCAAGCACUUGGACGCAGCAGAAGCUGGAGUAAACUGUGAAGAGCCGCCGCUCCGGACGAAGCAAUCGAGUUCUGCCUUCGCGCAAGAGUCUACUGUAAACGUCGACUGAAUAACACGUGACUGUUAAUACUAAUAGCGGGUUGUAUUUAUUUUUUAAUAAAGUGCUUUUGCAGAGAGAGCGUCUCGAGCGAGACGGCAAGGAUGGUUUUAAUUUGAAUUAAUCUAUUUAAAGUCAUUAAACUGGAGCCAGUACUUCUGUCCACUAACUCUAGCUAAGCAAAGUCGGAGAUGACUCCGUGAGGAAGGAGUAUUUCUCGAGCCGUGCCAGAGGGGCUUGUGGGUAGACAGGAACUCCUCGAUCUCACCAGUCCAUUCUCCAGAUGCUUUCAGACGGACGUUUUCUUCUCGUUCAUGUCCAAACAAGCCUGUUUUUCUCCUUCCACCUGUAAAUUUGUGCCUUACACCCCUGAGUAGUGAAGCGUUUGUUAGCUGUUAUCUGUCGUAGUUCUUAUGAUGGCGUUCGUUUCCCUCGUUUGAUUAUUAAAAAAGAAACAAAACAAAACAAAAAAAACGCGUAAUUGAAGAAUGUAGGUGUUGUCGUCGUCGUCGACUCCUUUUGCUAACCACAAAUCGUGCUUGAUUUCUGAUUGUGCCAAUGAAUCGGCCCUCUCGUCGUGCUGGAAGAAUGUUUGCUUUUGUUUUCCUUUGUCCUUUUUUUACUUUUCACAAAGUCAAGAUGAUGUUUUACACUGUUUGUAGAUGACUUGUUGUGUAUCUGUGGAUAUCGGGCUGCUUCGAGGCAAUAAGAGAAAAACACACAAGCGAAUUGGAUAUGACGUUUCUCCCAAACACAAACACACAUGCAAGCUUUCUAAUGUAUAUGAUCAAACACAGUUUUUAGGCAGUGAAUACAGGCUGGCUCCUGUGUAGAUAUGCACUCCAAUAAUAUUAGGAAACAGAUUAAUGUUUUCAAUGUUUGUGACAGAUUCCGAUUAAUAUAAUUUUCUAGCUCUAUGGUUGUGACGUAAUACGAGGGAUUGUUAUUUAACUAUUUUGACACACGUUUUAUUGAACUUGACGUCCAGAAAUCUCAAGUUUUGGCUUUGUAGAUGUCACCCAACGCCCGGGCCGUAGCGAACGGAGCCCGAGGUUCCCGAGCUCUGGUGCCUUUCUAGACGCCACUAGACUUUGGAAGUGGAGUUUGUACUCUUGUAUGAUAUGGUUUUGUCACCGGCCCUCUCCCACGUCUGAUUCACAGCUAAAUGUAUGUUGUAAAGAAAUUCUCUUUAAUAAAUGGAAAAAGUAAUAAAAAAGUUUCAGACUCUCGUCA